GCAGGGCUGGUUGUACAGCAAGACCAGCGUGACCCUCGGCUGCCUCUGUGCUUAUCGAGUGAUAUCCUGAGCAAAGGUCGGGCUGGGGCCGUUUAUCCCAGGGCCUCCUGCCCUCCCUCAUAGACCCAAUAAAAGUUAAACAAGCUUUUUUGUUUAACCCGGGUGCUGUGGGUACCAUGCCACAGGCAGCGGGGUAACCCGCUCUGCGUGCCCGGGGCUGUACCCUGCUCCUGCUUUCCCCGCUCCCCCCGAGGGCCGUGUUUACUCAGGCCCUUCCUGCCGGACAGGGAAUUUAUUUCCACAUGUGCUGGAGCAGCGGAAGGGAGGGUUCUGCAGGGGUUUGGCGGUGGUGUUGCUCAUGUCGGUGUGUUUCCCAUCUCCUGAUCUCUCCGGGAGGGCGAGAAGCCGCACUAAGCUGCGGCUCCAGCCUGCCGCACCUUCUGGACGAGGAACCGGCUUCCCGCCGGUCCGGGGAUGCUUUUCCUGCAGCUGGAGGUACCGGUACUACCAGAACGUCUGCGCCCAGAGCUACUCCUUCGCCUGGUGGGACUGGACGCGAUGGGAGCGGGAGAUCGACUGGAUGGCGCUGAGCGGCAUCAACCUGGCACCGGCUUUCGCGGGGCAGGAGGCGGUCUGGCAGCGGGUUUACCGUAACCUGGGGCUCAACCAGUCGGAGAUCGACAAGUACUUCACGGGCCCUGCGUUCCUGGCAUGGAACAGGAUGGGCAACCUCCGCCGCUGGGCCGGGCCGCUGCCGCCCGCCUGGCACUUCAAGCAGCUCUACCUGCAGUACCGGAUCGUGGAGCGGAUGCGCUCGCUGGGGAUGACCACGGUACUGCCGGCCUUCGCUGGCCACGUGCCGCAGGGGAUCCUCCGGGUCUUCCCCCGUGUGAAUGCCACUCGCCUGGGGCACUGGAGCCACUUCGACUGCACCUACUCAUGCACCUACCUGCUGGACCCAGAGGACCCCAUGUUCCAGGUGAUUGGGACCCUCUUCCUGAAGGAGCUGAUCAAGGAGUUUGGUACAGACCACGUCUAUAGCGCAGACACCUUCAACGAGAUGACUCCCCUUUCCUCCGACCCUGCCUAUCUCUCCAGAGUCAGCAAUGCUGUUUUCAGGUCAAUGACAGGAGCUGACCCCAAGGCACUCUGGCUGAUGCAGGGCUGGCUCUUCCAGCACCAGCCUGACUUCUGGCAACCAGCACAGGUGCGGGCCCUGCUGCACGGAGUGCCCCUUGGCAGGAUGAUUGUUCUCGACCUCUUUGCCGAAUCCAAGCCCGUCUACCAGUGGACAGAGUCCUUCUAUGGGCAGCCCUUCAUCUGGUGCAUGUUGCACAACUUCGGAGGCAACCAUGGUCUCUUUGGCACCGUGGAGGCCAUCAACCACGGCCCCUUCGCAGCUCGGCGCUUCCCCAACUCCACCAUGGUGGGCACGGGGCUGGUUCCCGAGGGCAUUGAGCAGAACGACAUGGUGUACGAGCUGAUGAACGAGCUGGGCUGGCGGCAGGAGCCCCUGGACCUGCCCAGCUGGGUCACCCGCUACGCCGAGCGCCGCUACGGCGCCCCAAACGCUGCCGCAGCCGACGCCUGGCACCUGCUCCUCCGCAGCGUCUACAACUGCACCGGCGUCUGCGUCAACCACAACCGCAGCCCCUUGGUGCGCCGGCCCUCGCUGCGCAUGGACACGGAGCUCUGGUACAACGCCAGCGAUGUCUACGAGGCCUGGCGCCUGCUGCUGAGCGCUGGUGCCGAGCUGGGCUCCAGCUCUGCCUUCCUCUACGACCUGGUGGACGUGACCCGGCAGGCAGCCCAGCAGCUGGUCAGCGAUUACUACCUGAGCAUCCGCCAGGCCUUCCAGAGCCACGCGCUGCCGGAGCUGCUGACGGCCGGUGGCGUGCUGGUGUACGACCUGCUGCCGGAGCUGGACAGCCUCCUGUCCAGCCACAGCCUCUUCCUGCUCGGCCGCUGGCUGGAGAGCGCCCGUGCCGCGGCCACCAGUGACCGGGAGGCUGAGCAGUAUGAGCUGAAUGCCCGGAACCAGGUGACGCUCUGGGGACCCAGCGGGAACAUUCUGGAUUAUGCCAACAAGCAGCUGGGGGGGCUGGUGUUGGACUACUACGCCGUGCGCUGGAGCCUCUUUGUCUCUGUGCUGGUGGAGAGCCUCAACUCGGGCCGCCCCUUCCACCAGGACCAGUUCAACCAGGCUGUCUUCCAGGUGGAGAGAGGCUUCAUCUACAACAAGAAGCGCUACCCAGCUGUGCCAGCUGGGGACACGAUGGAGAUCUCCAGGAAGCUGUUCCUCAAAUACUACCCCAGCGCCCUGCGGCGCAGCCUGGCUGGGCCUGCCUGACUUUGGGUUCUGCCUCCGGAGCCUCCCCCAGAGAGGGUGGACAGAGCCCCUGCACCCUCCCCUAUCUGGGUUCCUGGCUUGAUGGCUGUGUCCUGGAAGAGGGGCACAGUGGCCCUGGUGGCCCUCAGCCAGCCUGGAUCCACCCUUCCUCUGCAUGGGCAGGAUGUGCCCCCAGAGGGGCUGGCACACAGACAAGGGGCUGGCUGAUGGGUGGGGGGGAGGCUGUACCCCAGGGUCCCAUCCCACACCGUGCUCUGUGGUCAGCUCUGCCCCACUGCUUGCAGCUGGAAGCUUGGUGGGACAGGACAAAUGUGUCCCUGCUGUGGGACCUUGGCUGGCUAGCACGGGCAGUGAUGGGUGAGAAGCAGAUAGGGAGAUGGCAGUGGGCAGUGGGGCAGAGCAGCGUUGGAUCCAGUACCUGUGGGGAACAUGGCACUGCAUGGCCCUGCCCACAUUUGGUGCCUUUUGUAUCAUAAAAGACUCUGCAGCGUUGUUGCCUGCAGUGUCGCUGGAGCUGCGCUCCCCAGGAUGGAGUUUUUGAGGCCUUUUCCACAGCUGGAGCUUGGGCAGAACCCAGCUAUGGAGCAAAUACAAACUUUUCUCCCA
Molecule: messenger RNA, 2956 nt
Organism: Serinus canaria (Common canary)
Lineage: Eukaryota; Metazoa; Chordata; Aves; Passeriformes; Fringillidae
Gene: NAGLU
Product: N-acetyl-alpha-glucosaminidase
Exons: 6
Coding region: 359-2350 (663 amino acids)
Source: RefSeq, a predicted model, not a curated record